GAAGAAGAAGGAGACCAAUCAGUGUUCGCCGAUCCAGUCGAUUUGCAGCCAAUCAGCGUCGCCUUAGCUGGAUUUCAAAAAGUCACCCGCCAUGAUUGUUUUGUAUUUCAGGCUGGACCAGCUUCACUAAGGUAGUCAGGUUUUUCUUUCUGGACAACCAGCAUAGGAAGUUAUUUUUAUUUUUUAAUAAAAACAAUUUCUGGGGGAGAGAACAAGAUACCUUAACAUGGAUUCUCAAUUUGCUCACCUGCGCCAGCGGGACACCAGUGUGUCAAUGCUGAGAGUUAAAAUGUCCCGCAGGAGGUCUCAGUCCCAGAAGGAAAACCGAGAACGGGUCGUGAACACGCGCAGGCAGCUGUCCGAGCUCCCAGAGCUGGAAGUGUCUUCCCUUGAUGCCUCCAUUGCUCAGGCCAACAUGUCAACCAUUCAGGAGAAGACGUUGAACAAAGCCAAAUCUGCUAAAGAUGUGGCUCUAGAAGAAAGGUUGAAACAGCUUGGGCGCUGGAAAGAGCGUAAGGCUCUUGAGAAAGAGAAGGAGAAGAGACAGAGGGAGCUGAAAGGGGUUUUCAAGACGGGCAUGUACCACCCAAAAGACACCCUUAUCAUUCCCUCUCUGCCCGAAGUCCCAGGAUUCUUAACCAGAGCAAAGGAGACUAAAGUGAACAUGGCUUCAUCCCAGAGUGCCAGAGUCACUCGUUCUAUGAAACAACAGCAGCAGCAGCAGCAGAUUGAGAGGCCACUGAAGAUGCAGGUUUCAUAUACUGUGGCAAAAAAAACUCAGCCUGCUGGGGACAGAUCAACCAGGAGCCGGGUCGCUCCUGUCAAGCUUGCACCCGCGCCGUCCGUUUCCAAGAUUCAAGUUUCUGCAGUGGCGCCUGUCGUACGAUCUUCGAGGACCAGAGCAGCCAACAGGCCUCCUGUUCCAGCAGCACCUGUGAUGAAAGACAAACCGAAGGAUGUAAGAACCACCAGAAGCAGAGCGGUUGUCAACCAUGUGGCCCCCUUUUCCCACAGAGAAAAGAACGGUCAAGCAACUUUCAACAACCUUGUUGAGCCUGUUGUGGUCGAGGAGGUUGAGAUGCAGAAGACAGAGGAAAAACCAUGUCCCCCCAGCCCGGCACCCUGCCCUGAAGAGGAAAACAUGGUGGUGGACCAAGUCCCGACCGACUCUGUCCCUCUUGUGGAUCCCGUUGAAGCGCCAUCUUCUUUAUCUUCUUUUGCUCCAAAUGGUUUUAUAUUCCAGGCUCCCACUGGUUUAUCGUCCUUCAAGUUCGAUCCUCUCACUCCUCGCUCAGCAGACGCCUUCCUUUCACCGAGCAUGAGUCUUCCAGAGGUCCCCGCCUUCAACAUUGAGCCUGAGGCUGAGCCUUGCUGCUCUCGUCCCUGCACAGCUCCCACAAUGGCCCCCCCAACUCCAGGCAGCCCUCUGGAAUCAAAACACGAUGUACCAUACUUCAGAUCGGUAAUUGUCAAUGAGACCGAAAGACUGACGACUCUGUGUGUCAACUGGGAGCCUAACGUGGAGGAUGAGUCUAUCCCAGAAGAGAUGAGAGACCGUAUGCGUACAGCAGUGGGCCAAGCGAGGCUGUUGAUGAAGGAGCGCUUCAAACAGUUCAGCGGUCUGGUGGACGACUGUGAGCUGGGCCGGGGGGAGAAGAUCACCACCUGCACUGACCUGCAGGGAUUCUGGGACAUGGUGUAUUACCAGGUAGAGGAUGUCCACAAAAAGUUUGGCGCACUUAAAGAAGCAGAGAGCCGAGGCUGGGUGGAGGAGCACAAGCCGCAGCUGCCACCACGACAGAGGAAAGUAGUGAAGAAACCAUCAGCUGCACCUGCCAAGCCAACAGGAACCAAAGGGGCAGCCAAGUCUCGCCUGGCUGCUGUGAAAGCGGCCAUGAAAGCCAAACAGCAGGCGGCUGAGGCAGAGAAAGCGGCAAAAGACGCUGGCAGUGAUGCAGACAACCCCAGCCCGAACGCUGAGGAACCACAGUCCCCACAGGAGCCCCAACCGACGGUGGUCUUUGACGGAGGCUUCUUCCAGGUGGAGAGCCCAGGCAGAGCAUCGGGUUUGAUGCAGAGAUCCAGCCGCCUGAGUGCUGCUGUGCUGCCUCAGGCCUCUCCCUGCUCCAACUACCUCUCACCUAGAAGAGUCACUCAGCGAUCCCUUGCCAUGGCGCAGACCCCCCUUCACAGCAUCACCUCUCCCGCUCAGCCCGUCCACACUCCUGCCCGGUUCCGUCUUCCCCUCGACCAAACCCCAGCACAAGCGCCAAAGUCUCAACGUGGCACUCCUCAGUCGUCCCCGACCAGAAAGGACACUGUAAACGUCUCCCUUUGUUUCUCGCCUGUCAAGGAAGCUCCUGAAUUGUGCACGCCCGCAUCCGUGCAUUCACUUCCAACCAUUAAUGUGGUGGUGGAGGAGCGAGGCGAACCAGAUGAAGCCGUUGAUGUUGACCUGACGCUCUCUCCGUGCAAAACCGCCCCCGAGCCCGCAUCACCCCCGAGUUUCACGUUGUCACCAUGUGUGACGCCCAGCCAGCCUCCCCUCUCCUCCCCUCCUGCUGUGCAAGGUCUUCUGGAGGCCCAAGAGUCUGUGUGUCUCACACCGGACAACUCUGCUGUUGAGGAAAUUCCUGAGUUGGACUUUGAGCGUUACCUCCAGCCGUCACAGGGAUGCAGCCUGUCCCCCAUGGUGGAUGUAGAGAUGGAGAGUCCUAGAGGUCAGACAGAGGACCUGCUUACUCUGGAAGAACCAGCACAUCCAGCGGUGCGUUCAGCUUUACAUCUUCAGUCACCACAGUCCCAGACAGCCCAGUCUGCCAUGCUUCUCUUCACCCCGGACCUGAAGGACCGGAUACGCCAGUCUGUCUGUCCGAGUGACCUAAUGGUCUUCACACCUCCACUCUGAUGCGCAGCCUAGAGAUUAUCUUAUGUGUUUUAACUUGUUUCAUAUAUUCACAACCUUUUUGUUUUUCAUAAAAAAAUUAUAUAUAUUGUUUUUAGAUGACUGGAAAAUAGUUUUGUCUUACAAUUAAAGUUUUAGUUACAACAAAGUA
This is a messenger RNA of Cyclopterus lumpus (lumpfish), 3056 nucleotides long. It is a transcript of the gene dlgap5, whose product is annotated as discs, large (Drosophila) homolog-associated protein 5. The record is from RefSeq and is a predicted model, not a curated record. The coding region runs from base 227 to 2908 and encodes 893 amino acids. The transcript has 19 exons. Gene Ontology annotation, biological process: centrosome localization; regulation of mitotic cell cycle; mitotic spindle organization. Gene Ontology annotation, cellular component: nucleus; spindle pole centrosome; cytoplasm. Gene Ontology annotation, molecular function: microtubule binding. Lineage: Eukaryota; Metazoa; Chordata; Actinopteri; Perciformes; Cyclopteridae.